This is a messenger RNA of Babesia bigemina, 2583 nucleotides long. RefSeq names its product GTPase subfamily protein, putative. Gene Ontology annotation, cellular component: cytosol. Lineage: Eukaryota; Apicomplexa; Aconoidasida; Piroplasmida; Babesiidae. The transcript is spliced from 3 exons. Gene Ontology annotation, molecular function: GTP binding; GTPase activity. The coding region runs from base 1 to 2583 and encodes 860 amino acids. The record is from RefSeq and is a predicted model, not a curated record.
AUGGGAGGUGGGAAGAGCCAAAAAGGUGGCAAGCAUGGCUUCAUCGGUAGGACGCUGGCGCACGAUAUCCUCGCCAGGCAGGCUAAACAGGACGACUUGAUGCUCGGCGAUCGGCCAUACCGACCGGUGGAGCACUCAGUAGUCGAGCGUAAAAGUCUAGAUGAGUUCACACUUGCUGCUGAACAUGGUCUGGAGACCUAUCUGAGCACCCGUGGCGGCACCAGGGAGGUGCUCGCAUCAGACUUCAACACCCAACUGGCGCGGAUGGUGGACUACUCGGAAUCGAAGGAUGACAGGGUGUUUCCCGCGGUGCCAAUACCACGCAGAUGCCUCUUCUUCGACGACGAGCAGAGGGAAACCAUCGCCAAGCUGAUCAAGCAGCGGGAGCACGCACAACACCUCAAGGAAAAACGCGUCAACAAACGCAGAAACAAGAAACUCGUUGAUAUGUAUAUGCACGGAUCGGGGCCGAAACCGGUAAAUGGGAUAUUUGACCCGCUAAAGUUGCGUACGAAAAUGAAGAAUGCAUCGCACGGGAACGUGGUAGGCAGCGGCAGCGACAGUGAAGACCUAAGUGACUUCGAUCUGGAAGACGAUGAAGAGGGGGAAGAAGAACCCGGUUACGCAACAGACGAAGAAGAUGAAGGCGCAGAAGGGUCUGAGGGAUCAUCGGAAUGCGACAGCGAAGUUUCGGAAGAUUCAUCUGAGGACUCUGAAGAUGAGGGUGCCAAUGACGCUGCAAGAACGCCAAUGUCACCUGCACGAUCGAAGCGCUCUGUCAGGUUUGCUGAACCGCUACGUAGCCCUGCUGGCGCCCCUAAAUGGCGACGUCAACCUACUGGGAUUGCACUAAAGUCGGGGCGUAUGAAUACGUUCAAGGCAAGAGCCAACAUGGCCAAGCGCACCUCGCAGGAUGAUUAUAGCAGUGAGGAGGAUGAGGAUGACGACAUUUCGGAUGAGUAUUACAGUGAUGAUGAUGUUGAGGAGGAGGAGGAUGAGGAUGAAGAUGAGGAUGGUAUUGAUGAGGGAGAAGAUGAAGAUGAAGAUGAAGAUGACAGUGGAUUUGAGACCGAGGAAAUUGUGGAGACACCCCCGCCCGAAGCUGCCCUGCCUGCUCGUGCAGAAAGUUGCGGUGUAAAGGUGUCAGAAUCGCAACCAAACGAGAAUGUGAAGGUCAAACAAGUGGCGCGAGACCUGAAAUACGUCAAGGAAUAUAAAACAGCCAUCGAGCACGAGGUGUCUAGCGUGGAUAUCUGCAAGAUGGAUGCCAACGAACUCAAUCGCAUUGAAACCAAAUGCUUCUACACAUGGAGGAAGCUGCUGGCACAAAUUGAAGAUGAGGAGGAGAGAGUGGUAACACCGUACGAAAAGAACAUAGAGUUCUGGAGGCAGCUGUGGAGGGUGAUCGAGCGCAGCCACAUCCUGCUGAUCAUAAUCGACGCAAGAGACCCCCUGUUUUACAGGGUACCGGACCUUGAAUCGUACGUCAAGGAGGUCGACAGCAGGAAGGAAAUGAUGCUCAUCCUCAACAAGGCCGACUAUCUCACCCUGGAGCUGCGGAAGGCUUGGGCAGAAUAUUUCAAAUCACAGGGCAUCGAUUUCGUAUUCUUCUCCACAAUUUGGGGGAAGAAUGACAAGCCUCAUGCAGGGGCUGAACAGCAGCAAGAGGACCCCUGCUGCAAGGUCUACAAUGUGGCCAUGCUGUUGGAGAAAAUCAACGGCUACCGCCAACGACAGUCUGCCGUGUUCUCCGAGCUGAAUGAUGCAGAUAAUGCCGAGAUACCGUUAUACACUGUGGGAUUUGUAGGAUACCCCAACGUGGGUAAAAGUUCGCUCAUCAACUGCCUCAUGGAGGCAACGAAGACCAACGUGAGUUGCCAACCCGGGAAAACGAAACACCUGCAAACCCUGCCAUUGAAGAAGGAAAACAUAACCCUCUGCGAUUGCCCAGGGCUCAUCUUCCCCAACAUUGUCUCAACGAAGCACCACCUGCUCAUAAACGGCAUCGUCGCAACCGCCCACUUCAGGGGCAGUCUGAUAUUUGCCGUGCAGCUCAUAUGCAACCGCAUACCGAAACAGCUGUGCGAACGCUAUGACGUUGACCGGGCAGAAUGUGUCAUACUCGGAAGGGACAGCAAGCCCAUUCUCUUCAGCCAAAAGUUCCUGGAAUUCAUUUGUCACAGCAGGAAAUUCUACUCCGGCGGCAAGGGCGGGCAGCCGGAUCUCGGCAGGGCUGCCAAACUGGUUGUGAAGGACUACGUCAGCGGCAGCCUGCUCUACUGCGCAUGGCCCCCGACGUGCAGGCAGACCAUGGUGGAGUUUGAGGCAGAGCAAACUAGGGACCUAGCUGAGUCCUUAAGCAACCUGAAUAUCGCAGGCAAGGGAACGAGCAGACUCAACAACGACAUGAAAGUUUCGAGCGAGGUCAAGCGAGAGGAAUCGAAGCUCCAGGAGUGGCUUUUGGCCACGGGAGAAGACAUACCCGAGGCAAAGGAGAAGCCCAUGACCAAACGCAAAAUGCGGUUCCUAAUCAAAGGAAAGCGCAAAAGCGACAAAAAGAAAACUGUCGAACCGUAUGCUUAA